This is a messenger RNA of Eimeria mitis, 219 nucleotides long. RefSeq lists its product as uncharacterized. The coding region runs from base 1 to 219 and encodes 72 amino acids. The transcript has a single exon. Lineage: Eukaryota; Apicomplexa; Conoidasida; Eucoccidiorida; Eimeriidae. The record is from RefSeq and is a predicted model, not a curated record.
AUGGGCCUCGUAGCGGGGGCUCUUCCGCAUCCCAUACAACACCUGCAGCAGCAGCAGCAGCAGAAGCAGCAGCAGCAGCAGCAGCAGCAGAAGCAGCAGCAGCAGCAGCAGCAACAACAGCAGCAGCAGAAGCAGCAGCAGCAGCAGAAGCAGCAGAAGCAGAAGCAGAAGCAACAGAAACGGGUAUUUUUGCAGCUAGCUAGCCAGUUAGGGGGCUAG